Molecule: messenger RNA, 2753 nt
Organism: Poecilia reticulata (guppy)
Lineage: Eukaryota; Metazoa; Chordata; Actinopteri; Cyprinodontiformes; Poeciliidae
Source: RefSeq, a predicted model, not a curated record
AGCCGUUCGUCUGGGCCUAAUCGGGGAAGAACUCUACAUUCCAGUCUCUUGACACGCAUUCUACUGAAGCCCCAACAGAUGGCGCAGGUUGACCUCCUCCAGUCGGUCUCGCUUGCAUGAGAGGCGGACAGGGAGCUGGCAGUUCUUACAUUCUGUGGUUUGUGUUCCAAACGAACCAAGCUGCGCCCAUAAGCAAGGCACCAGCCCUGUUUGGAGAACGGUGCCAAGGAGUCUCUAGCUGACAUGGAGGAUAUUGACAAAAUUCUACAGACUACGUCUGACUUGAGGAUUUUACAACUGGAGGGGAUUUUUUUUUCUUUUGGAAACGAGACUUCUGACUCAUGACUCAACCUGUGUAGGGAGAUUUAGAUAGUUACCAUGUUUAAUUUGAUAAAGAAAGACAAAGAGAAGGAAGGGAGCAGGAAAGAGAAGAAAGAGAAGAAGGAGAGAAUGUCUGCAGCAGAGCUGCGCAGCCUGGAGGAGAUGAGCAUGAGGCGGGGUUUUUUCAAUCUUAAGAGGGAGGCUAAGCGGGAGUCCAAGAACAAAGUGGAGAUCUCCAACCCCAUUCCUAUCAAAGUGGCCAGCACCAAUGAGCUGUCCCUCACUGACAUUGAGUCAGAUGAGUUCAGCAACCGAAGCAGCAUGGCCUUGGACGAUCAGAUCAGUGUGGCCAGCUCCACUGAUGACUUGAAAGGAGAGGGAGGAGGUCAGGACGGACAUCGCAGCUCUGUACGGGACCGCGUGGCUCACUUUGGUUCUCUUGCCAAGCAGAACUCCUCACAGAUGGGGCAGAUGAUGAAACGUUUCUCCUUCUCCCAGAGGAGCAAGGAAGAGAGCCCGUCAGAGGGCUCCACACCUUCUGGACAGAACUCUGCUGCUCCAUCACCGCAGGUCGAAAGUAAAGUGUUCAACAUGCUUCGCAAGCACAGCCAAAAAGUUCAACCAGAGGCGGCAGACACCAAAAAAGUUUUCAUCCCUGAACUAGUUGAUAAGAUUUUUCCCGCACCUUUGCAGCUGCCUACUGUGGUUGCACCAAUUGCCCCAGAAACACGGGAGCUGGAGCUGCAGAGGCGCAACACUGGUGACUUUGGGUUCUCUUUACGCCGAACCACUAUGUUAGAUCGCAGCCCUGAUGGAGGGGUCUACAGGCGCGUGGUCCACUUCGCCGAGCCUGGUGCUGGCACUAAGGACUUGGCGCUUGGACUUGUGCCUGGCGACAGGCUGGUGGAGAUAAACGGCCGGAAUGUGGAGAACAAGAGCCGUGACGAGAUAGUUGAGAUGAUCCGUCAGUCAGGAGACACAGUGAGGUUGAAGGUCCAGCCCAUCCUGGAGCUGAGCGAGCUGAGCCGCUGCUGGCUGAGGCACAUCGAGGGGCUGCGCAGAGAGGCCCGACACAUCAAAGAAGAGAACAAGGCGGGAGGCAAAAGUUUGGAAGUUGACAGGCUGGCAAGCCGGGCCCAAUCAGUCCCUGGUCUAGAUCCUGGCAGAGCGAUAUUCAGGGCAAAAAGUCCUUCAGCAGCUUCCUGGGAUGAAUCUGCUGGUCCUGCCCGAGGUUCCGCCCCACCAAUCAUCACAGUGCCUGUUAAAGUCACUGAGCUCUUCAAAAGCCCUGAAACACCACUGAAGAUGACAUUUAAAUUAAACAGAUCUAAGCCUUCACAAGUCCAAACGAUAGAGGCAGCUAGCUCUGGGCAUGGAAACGAUGAAAACAAUGGCGAAAGUAUUCCGAAUGGUCUGAACAAUGGUAAUGUUGAUCCUUUGGACACCAAUACCAGCCAAAUGGACCUUACAGAUGAACAGAGGACAGCACACAAAACAGAAGGAAAUGUGGUUCCUCUUGUUAUUAAAAAUGUUGUGUCCAUACAGGGUGAUGAGGCAAAGAUGCUAACUCAAAAUUUAGGAAAAACUAAAGAGGAAGCCAAAUUUACAGCUGAAGCAGUCAAAACAGUUCAAGCACCAAGAACAGCUCCACUGACAAAGACAGUGCCAGCAUUCUUCUUUAAACAUGACAUUAUCAAAACAGAAAAUAAAGCGAGUAUUCCACAAGCACUGACACAUUUUAUGAUCGGUGACAAAAGAAAAGGGCUUUGCUCACAAACCAGGAAGGAACAAGUAGAGAAAGGGAAACCACCUGAAGAGAAGAAGAAAAGUGAGCUAAUGGAAACAAAUCGGGAGUGUACAGAGGGUACAACCACCCAGGUGUUACAGGAUACCGAUUAUUUCACAUAUUUAAAGACUUCAUCAGCUCCUAUUGGCUUACCUCAGACUGCUUCCAAAGUUACUUCUAGACAUUCUUCUCUCCUUUCAGUUGAGGGAUUUGUCGCACCUCCCAAGUCAGCUCCCCUGACUUCCUGUACAGAUGUCACGUCUGCCACCUCUUCAGCCACUCCUUGUAGCCCACCUGCCUGUAAAUCCUCGGGCUUGCCUCCACUGCAUUCUGUCCUUAGUGCAAAUCCCUCUCAACAAGCUUCAGGAAGUCAGGAAGAGUUCCAGUGGUCCCGUGCAACAUAUCUGACCUACGAAUCAGGGGAAGAGGAUCAGUUUUCUCCUUUCCAGACGUCUCAUGUUGCAGUUAAGAAACCUCCAGUGUGGCCUGGACCAUGCCUGUCAUAAAUGCUCCAGCUCAUCACAUGAAUCUCAGUCCUGUGAACUCACUGUAAUGCAUGUUUUAGAUGUUUCUCUACUUGAACACACCAGAUUUUAAUAGUGAAAGAUGUCCUCAGCAAAUCCUCCCUUUAGUCAGCCACUGAUUG